This is a messenger RNA of Babesia ovata, 3195 nucleotides long. RefSeq names its product PA14 domain-containing protein, putative. The record is from RefSeq and is a predicted model, not a curated record. The coding region runs from base 1 to 3195 and encodes 1064 amino acids. The transcript has a single exon. NCBI's taxonomy places the organism in Eukaryota, Apicomplexa, Aconoidasida, Piroplasmida, Babesiidae.
AUGAGAUGCGGGCUGUUUCCGCUCCUUCUCUGGUGUGUCGCUCUGCGGUCUACACAUCUCGCGGAGUCGGCCUUCACCUUCUUCGAGGACCCUGCCAACGGCGACAAGGAUCCUAAAGCAGGCGAAUCAGGUCCACAAUCGGACGGGUUGGAGUCUAAUGGCGUUAGACAGGCGAUUCCACCAACAUCGGCUCCUGAUGGAAGACCUUCAGGUGCGCCGAAGACAUCGGCAGAUACAACCACCGAAGCGAGAAAUCCCCCCGAUUCGAACGAUCAGAAUGGUUCAUACAAGGCUGACGGAACGGAAGAGAAUGAACGGGUGGUACAGUUGCCGGGUUCAGACUCUGUUUCCGAGGAGGGCAGUGAGGAGGAUGACAGUGAUAUCAUGUACUACUUGACGCAGUACCGUGCGCGGCCGAGGCGCACGGUUGACGGUAACCUUUGCGCGGCUGCAUUCCUCGAGAAGAACCAAAUCUACACGGAUUGCACACGCGAAGUAGCUCCCGAUGGUACCCAGGACCGUGAGUGGUGUUACCACGAAUCUCAGUUGACCGGCAAGCUCGAACGCGACUGGGGCUUCUGUGUGCCGCCACCGAAUUACGAGCGGAUCCGCUCAGCCGUAAUCGGGCGUAUCCGGGAGAAGGCUGAACAGGCUGGUGAAAUGAAGCAUGCGCUUACCAAGCAUCGUUCCUUGCUGCUGACCAUGGAGCGCCGGAUAAUGUCAUUUUGUGGCGUGGGUCACAAGGGGUUCGAACGUUCACUAACGAGGUUGGAGGAGGUGCUGAACGGCGCAGAGGAUAUGUUGAAGUCGAUGCGGUCGCUGUCGAACGACGUGGUUGCGAUCAAGGAAGAGCUCAAGCGUGAACAGUGCCGCUACCACAAAAUACAGCAGCAGCUACCUCACGACGCAUCCAGCCAGGUCAGCGACGGUCUAGUGGGCACCUACUUCCCUGGCCACCUGCUGGAGUUUCCCGCGUACAGCACCCGUGUCGACAGGGAGCUAAACUUCGUCUUCUCUGACUUCAUGCCAGUCGUUGGCCUCAACCCACACCGCUUCUCCGUUAUCUGGCGGGGGUUCGUGCGGGCGCCGCAUUCCGGCAACUUCGUGUUCUCGAUUGAAACCCAGUCAUACGUGCGGAUGGAGCUGGACGGAGUAGAGAUAAUCAACAACGGUCUGGUUCGCCAGGGUGAUGCCGACUCGGGAUACCGCUACUCGAUCGACACCAUGAUGCAGGGCGCCACUCUAACAUCGCAGUCUCAGCAGCUGAUCGGUGGUCAAUUUUAUCGCAUACAGGUCGAGUUCAGCAAUUCUCAACAGUACCAUUACCGGGCGGGCGAGGCGGUAGUGAAGUUGGAGUGGUCGUCGCUCCGCCUUCCGAAGGAGGUGAUAAAGGAUUACCUCUACACAAAAAUCGUCCCGCAGCGUCUGGCCAUAAGCUAUCUACCGCAUGGGCACUUCGUUGUCGAAAACGCUUCCAACGGUGCGUUGGCAUUUUUGGACGAUGAGGCCGCGUUCCUCAGCGAUUUAUCCAACGACCUUGUGGGCUCCUAUCUGGUACGCACAGUGCGGUCACCUCGCUUCGGCCGUUUCAUGAUGCAGGUGAAUGUCACAUGCGCGUUGUUUUUGGCGUACGUACACGAAGUGGUGCCGCUGAGCGCGGUGACGGAGGAUGCGCUGCAGUUCGGGGACAGCAGAGGUUCAUUUGUACAACUGGUGGAUAAGGACGGUAAUGCAACGCCUCUUAGGGUCAAACGUGCGAUACUACAACGCAAUCAUACUUACACGUUUCACGUUGAGGUACGCGAAACGCCUUUCUUUAUGUUCCUGUCUGCAAGUGCUGAAGAGCCGUCUCAGGGAGAGGGCCCAGUGACGGUGUUGUCGCUGCCUGAUUCCGAAUUCUUUUUGAACUGCUUGCAAUCGUCAAGCGUGGGCGAAGGGUUCGAUUGUACUGCUGGGCUCUCCGGAAAGCUACUGGACAAGAAGCACGCCAUCUGGCGGCCAACUGAAGGCGCCGGAGCGUGGCUCAAGGUGCUCUUCCGGCGCCCUGUGCUUUUGUCAGCGUUUCAACUGAAACAGAGCGAUGACCCUUCUAGGUGGGUUCGCAGGCUGUCGCUGGAGUUUGGCGACCGUUCGGAGUUUUUCGAGAUUUUGCAUUCCAACGACCCCCGCUCCAGCCUCUACCACCUGAGCGAGCCUAGGGCAGUGAGUUCGGUGCUACUGCGGGUUGACGAUCUAUAUACAAGCUCGCAGGCAACGUCACUGGCGGUUAACUUCCUCGGUCAGAGGCUUGUCGAGGAGUCGCCGGGGCUGCGCCGCAUUUUCAUGAACUGCAGUGACACGCUCGAGAACAAUGUGGAGGUUCAACCGCUGUCUGAAGGACAUUCUUACGAGAUAGUGUGCAGCAGGAAGUGUUUCGAUCAGACCACCGCUCUUAAAGCUACCGAGGUUCUUGACAUAAAGACGCCGCCAUGUGGCGCACUCCAGAUCGACCUUUGCAAUCAUGGCGGGGAUCCCUUGGCAUGUCAUGCGGCCUUAACAAUAGUGCGUGCCCCCGGCUCUGAGGAGUCUCUGGGAUUCGUGCUUUCAAGGCUAAACCGGGGCAUGCGCGACGUGCCGUUCAACGUCGCCAUCCUGUUCAAGUCAGCGCCGAACCGGCUGCCGCAGCAGAGCUUCCUGAUCGACAACGGAUCGCUCAAGGGGCCUAUAGACGCUUCGUACGUGCAUCAGGUUGGCGGCAACCCCAGGAUGGGCGAGGUAUCCUACGGUUGGCUGAGGCCGAAUGUAUCGGAAGGCACGUCACUGGGCAUCGCGUUUCCGCUGCCGGGUGAAUCGCAGCGCUGCAUCCAAACCCGUGGAUGUCAGCCCAACUUUUGGUCAAUCGACCUGCCCCGCAACGGCCGUUUCAAGGUAGAGCUGGUGGUUGGCGAUUCCACCAUCCCGGAGCCAAGCACUGAGUUGGACGCUUAUGCGCUCUCCUCACCCAACGCCACGGCACCCACGUCGCAGUGGCUAUCAGUGGAGUUGAAUGGAGAGGUGUUGUUAGGGUGCGUUGAGGUCGCGGCGGGCUCGCUGUACACGGUGGUAAAGGAGGUAGAGGUGCGCAACAACCUGCUGAAGGUCACCUCCACCAGCAGCAACUACAGCUGCGCAGGACAUCACACACGCCUGCAGUUCGUCAAAGUGACCGAGCUGUGA